Molecule: messenger RNA, 1055 nt
Organism: Brassica oleracea var. oleracea
Lineage: Eukaryota; Viridiplantae; Streptophyta; Magnoliopsida; Brassicales; Brassicaceae
Product: ethylene-responsive transcription factor 7-like
Exons: 1
Coding region: 119-790 (223 amino acids)
Biological process (GO): regulation of DNA-templated transcription
Molecular function (GO): DNA-binding transcription factor activity; DNA binding
Source: RefSeq, a predicted model, not a curated record
UUCCAACUCCUACCCUAGUUCCACCAUCUUUCCUCAUUACAACAUUCUUUCUUCUCCAACUUCAGACACAGAUCUCUCUUCUUCAAAUCACAUUACUUCUGGUUUCUUCUUCUUCACCAUGAGGAAAGGGAGAGGCUCUUCCGCAGUUCCAACCGCCCUUCACGGAUCCGUGAAGGAGCCGAGGUAUAGAGGCGUCAGGAAGAGACCUUGGGGCCGUUUCGCCGCCGAGAUCCGUGACCCCUUGAAGAAAUCGCGCGUCUGGCUCGGUACCUUCGACUCCGCCGUGGAAGCUGCACGCGCCUACGAUGCAGCCGCGCGUAACCUCCGUGGCUCCAAGGCCAAGACCAAUUUCCCCAUCGACUGCUCUCCUUCCUCUCCUCUCCAGCCACUCAAUUACCAGAAUCAUCAUCGGAAUCUUGCUCCGAAUCAGAACCAGAUGGAUCCGUUUAUGGACCACCGGUUAUACGGCGGAGGUGGUGGUAGCUUCCAGGAGCAGCAGGUUAUCAGCCGGCCGGCGAGUAGCAGCUUGAGCAGCACCGUGAAAUCGUGUAGCGGACCGAGACCGGCGGCGAAGGCGACGAAGAGGUAUCAUCCGCGGACUCCGCCGGUGGCUCCGGAAGAUUGCCACAGCGACUGCGAUUCGUCGUCGUCGGUGAUCGACGACGGAGACGAUAUAGCGUCGUCGUCUUCGCGGCGGAAAGCGCCGUUUAUGUUUGAUCUUAAUUUUCCGCCGUUGGAUGGUGCUAACUUAUUCGCAGACGAUCUCCACUGCACCGAUCUACGUCUUUGAUUUGCAUUUUUUUUUCUUUUAUUAAAAGAAAAAAAAAAGUGAGCACGAUGAUUUUAUUACCACGAAGAUGAUGAUGACGAUACAAAGAGAGAGAGAGAGGUUGUGUUGAGAUCUGUUAACUGUAAGAACCAGAUCUGAGUUUCGUUUGUCUAUUUCUUAUUUAAAAUCAACCCUUUGUUACAUGUAACAUUUCUAUAGCUGAUGAUGAUGAAUGAUUCUAAAUCCAACAUCUGUAGAUUUUAUAGAUUUCCCCCAGUUUUGAUUA